ACCCAGGGCACAGAGCGGCGGACGGACACUUCCUGGUUGGUCUGCGUUUUGUUGUCCCGCUGCCCGCAGAGCUUUCUGGACCCAACACCGGAGGAAGUAUCGGGUGGAACUGUGCAACAGCUCGCCUUAAGGCCCGGUCUUGCCGUUAACGUACGAAAAGGUGAAGCAGCACCGUGUCGAAACCGAAGCGGAGGCGGCGGAGAAGGAAGCGGAGCCAGGGAGCUGAGAGCAGCCUCUGUCCGCAGAGCAGUGAGGUUAGCCCGGGUUGAGCUAGCACACAGAGCCGCGGAGGAGGAGGAGGAGAAGAGGGAGAGCCACUCCGGCGUGUUUUCACUUCACACGGACUCAAAGUACGACUGGACUCCGGCAAACUUUCGUGGACGAGCCUGGAGAGUGCGAGUAUGUGGUUAGAGCUACGAGUGCUGUAGGAUGAAGAGCCCGGCGCACCGCACCAGGGACAUCGAGAGGCAAGCUGGCUACCUGAAGCCCGAGCACUGCGCCCCUCCCCCGCCCCGCACCGGCUCCGACACCAUGUGGUUCAUCCGCGACGGCUGCGGCAUCGUGUGCGGCAUCAUCACCUGGCUCCUGGUCUUCUACGCUGAGUUCGUGGUGGUGUUCGUCAUGCUCCUGCCCGCCAAGAAUGUGGCCUACAGCCUCUUCAACGGGGUGCUCUUCAACGGCCUCGCCUUCCUCGCCCUCGCAUCUCAUGCCAGGGCAAUGUGCACAGACCCGGGAGCUGUGCCAAAAGGGAACGCUACCAAAGAGUUCAUCGAAAGCCUCCAGCUUAAACCGGGACAGGUGGUGUACAAAUGUCCAAAGUGCUGCAGCAUUAAACCUGACAGAGCUCACCACUGCAGUGUUUGUAAACGCUGCAUCAAAAAGAUGGACCACCACUGUCCCUGGGUGAACAACUGUGUCGGAGAGAACAACCAGAAAUACUUUGUACUCUUCACAAUGUACAUUGCACUGAUAUCCCUCCAUGCACUGCUCAUGGUGGCUUUCCAUUUUGUUUUCUGCUUUGAAGAAGACUGGUCAAAGUGCAGUAACUUCUCUCCACCAGCGACCGUCAUACUCCUCAUCCUCCUGUGCUUUGAGGGUCUCCUCUUCCUCAUCUUCACAGCGGUUAUGUUUGGGACCCAGGUUCACUCCAUCUGCACAGACGAGACGGGUAUCGAGCAGCUGAAGAAAGAGGAGAGGAGAUGGGCCAAAAAAUCAAAGUGGAUGAAUAUGAAGGUGGUGUUCGGACAUCCGUUCUCUAUAGCCUGGCUGAGCCCAUUUGCGACGCCCGACCACGGCAAAGCAGACGUGUACCAGUACAUUGUGUGAGAACAGGAAACUCAACAGAGCUCACACAGACUGAUGGAUAACGGUCUGUUAUUAUCGCUGGACUUCACUGAGCAUGAACUCCUCUUAACCACUUCUAUGUUUCUUUAUGGAUAUUUCAGGGUGUUCAAUUAUAAGCUAUUGCAUUCUUAAAUCAUGUUUGUUUGUUUUUUGGUUUUUUUUUUUUAAAGAUGUCACCCUUUUCUUUUUAUCGUUUCCCUCUCGGUGCUGAGUGAGAUUCGUGAGGUGUAGCCGUUUUACUUUCACUAAAAAAACCAUCAACCUCUACAGAGAAUAGACAUGUCAAACUGAGCAGCAACACGUCGACAGUGACUACUUUAUAAGAACCGGCGAAACUAUUCAAGAAACUGAUAUAUCCUGCAUUGCGUCUGAUCAUUUCCUGCUUUCAAGACUAAACAAUGUGAACUGAAGUCCAGAAUGUUCUUGCUCAAAGCAGCACAGUCCAGGCGCCAAAAUGGUCACCUGGGUUUUUGUCUUCCUGUAAACAUUGUGAUUACGUCACUUGCUGUAUUUCUGUCACCGCAAUAGUUUUUUUGUUGUUGUUGUUGUUGUUGAAUGCUGCAGAUGAUUUGCCUUAGACAUUAGUGAACAGCAUCAUCUGAUAUUUUAACAAGAAGUUCCUGUCAUUUUGCCUUAAUAUGAGUCAGGGUGAGACAGGAUCACGCUGGUGAAGUACUAUUGGAAGUGAGUUUGUCUGACUGGUGGAUACGUUCAGGUCAUCUAAAGAAUGUGUCUGAUUUUCUUUUGAUUGACUUUUUAUCUACAGUAAUACUCCACCUAUCUGGUGCUUAGAGCAGAU
This is a messenger RNA of Sphaeramia orbicularis (orbiculate cardinalfish), 2143 nucleotides long. RefSeq names its product zDHHC palmitoyltransferase 3b (gene zdhhc3b). The record is from RefSeq and is a predicted model, not a curated record. Bases 430 to 1326 code for a protein of 298 amino acids. NCBI's taxonomy places the organism in Eukaryota, Metazoa, Chordata, Actinopteri, Kurtiformes, Apogonidae. The transcript is spliced from 7 exons. Gene Ontology annotation, molecular function: palmitoyltransferase activity.